Molecule: messenger RNA, 195 nt
Organism: Clunio marinus
Lineage: Eukaryota; Metazoa; Arthropoda; Insecta; Diptera; Chironomidae
Source: the annotation of a GenBank genome assembly
AUGGAUUCAAGAGAGGAUAUAGAAAGCCACCCACUUGAUUACACUGAUUCACUUACAGAUUUCUUCAUUGUUGAUAUCGUGGAUGUCUUUCGGAGAACACCUGAGCCUAUUCAUUUUCAACAAUUUAACAUUUCGUCUACAAUAAUGGAUUUCAAGCCAAAAAAACCAACAGCGAUUUGCAGAUUAUUUUCCUAG